Molecule: messenger RNA, 582 nt
Organism: Anneissia japonica
Lineage: Eukaryota; Metazoa; Echinodermata; Crinoidea; Comatulida; Comatulidae
Product: phospholipase A2-like
Exons: 3
Coding region: 205-567 (120 amino acids)
Biological process (GO): phospholipid metabolic process; arachidonate secretion; lipid catabolic process
Molecular function (GO): phospholipid binding; calcium ion binding
Source: RefSeq, a predicted model, not a curated record
UCAUGCUUAUCAUUUACAGGUUAAUGCAGCAAGGCAUUUUUACUAAUUUAGGAAGGGUGAACUGUCUGUCAUCCCCACCUGCUUACAUAUAGCACCUUAAACUUGGUGACUGUCGGCUAACUCUACCACUCACACUGGUGAUCUAGGACUAGUAGGUCUUUUGUAAUACUUCAAGAAUUAUUGCCUGCACAAGACUGAUCCACUAUGCGUUGGCUUAUUGGUGUUUUCAGUAUCACUUUUCUGUUAUUUGUUUGUAAUGGUGCUGAAAUUGGGCGUCAGAAAAGGGCUGUCUGGCAAUUCUCCGACAUGAUUUCUUGCACCACACGUGUCUCCUAUCUCGACGUGAUGUAUUAUUACAAUGGGUAUGGCUGUUUCUGCGGCCAGGGAGGCUCUGGAACACCAGUGGACGCGUUGGAUAGGUGUUGCGAAGCUCAUGAUAACUGUUACCAGCGUCUUCGCAAUGAAAACACGUGUGAUGUAACGCUGCUUGAAAUGUAUGCCCUCAUCUACAAGUACUCCUUAACCCGUUGUGGGGGAAAUCGACCGUCAAUUACAUGUAGUAAGUAGGCCUAGGCCCUAUAU